CAAUUUUCCAAUCUACGCGCCACAGCGCGUCAGUCGCCGUUUCUAAGGAAUAAUUAAUACUGCACAACAUAUUACUGCCUACCUAGGUACCUACAUGUGUAGCAAUUCUGACAAUCGGAACUGCGAACCUUUUACGAAAUAAUUUUGAGGAAGAAGAAACACUCCCUACUACACAACUUACUGCUUCUAUCAAUAUUCCGCAAUGGCAUCAAAUCAGCAGUCCCUUCAGCGAUCAACGACGCCAGCAGGACCACGAGAAAAGACAUACUUUGAGCAGCAGCGGGAGGCGCUAAUUAGUGAGAUUGCUAUGAGCUUCGAACAUGUCCUCGCCAACAUCAACAAGCUAAACCGGUCCCUUGAAGCCGUAGUCGCCGUCGGAAACGAGUUCUCCUCCGUCGAAGCCCUAUGGUCCCAAUUCGAAGGCGUCAUGGCCAAGGAUCCUGAGGAGGGUAACGCGGAGGGCGAGGGACAGGGACACCAAGAUGGGCACGACGACGAGGCUGGUGAGUCGGGAGCGAACAGGAAAGGCUCUUGAAUGAAAAAAACAGCAAGAAGUCCGUGACCGGAUAUCUAUGCGCCUAACCUAACCUUAUACGAAUCACGAAGGACGAGGGGCUACUACGACGACAUGAUGAGAAUAGAGAGGGGGAUAGAGGAAAGAAAGCAGGUGAUGAUUAUUUAUCAUGACGAUACCCGCCGUG
Daldinia caldariorum is the source of this 701-nucleotide messenger RNA. Its product is annotated as DASH complex subunit Dad1-domain-containing protein. NCBI's taxonomy places the organism in Eukaryota, Fungi, Ascomycota, Sordariomycetes, Xylariales, Hypoxylaceae. Bases 203 to 535 code for a protein of 110 amino acids. Gene Ontology annotation, cellular component: DASH complex; mitotic spindle; mitotic spindle pole body. The record is from RefSeq and is a predicted model, not a curated record. The transcript has 2 exons.